Molecule: messenger RNA, 456 nt
Organism: Amaranthus tricolor (Joseph's coat)
Lineage: Eukaryota; Viridiplantae; Streptophyta; Magnoliopsida; Caryophyllales; Amaranthaceae
Exons: 2
Coding region: 1-456 (151 amino acids)
Source: RefSeq, a predicted model, not a curated record
AUGCUGUUAUAUGGGACAGAAUGUUGGCCCAUAAAGAAGGUUUUCGAACAGAGGAUGGAAGUAACAGAGAUGCGUAUGCCGAGGUGGAUGUGUGGUAAUACUAUGAUGGAUAGGAUACGAAACCAGGAGUUCAGGGAGAAGCUAGGGGUUGCACCUCUCUCCGCAAAGAUGCGAGAGAACAGGUUGAGACGGUUUGGGCAUGUGCAGAGACCGACACAUGACACCCCAGUAAGAAGGAUCAAAUGUACCAUAGUGGAGGGCAAGAGAAGUAGAGGAAGACCUAGGAGAAUGUGGGAGGAACAAAUUAAAAGUGAUAUGCAUGAACUUCACCUCUCCAAGGACCUGACCAGUGAUAGGGCCAGUUUCUCUCUCUUUGAAGACUUUUCUCGAGCCGAAGGACUCUUUGACCACACUCUCCUCUAUGGGUAUGAGCUGUCGUCGUUCUUCCCUCCCUAG